CAAGAGCAAUAGCAAAACCAUAAAAGGAAGAGUGAACAACUCUGAAGGGCUGUUAGAGCAAAGAGAGCAAAACCCAAGAGUCACCAUGAACAAAGGAGGCUUGGGGUCUAAGCUCAAGCUUACUCUUCCUCCUCCUGAUGAUAUCAAGAAGUUCCUGACUCAAAGUGGUACCUUUAUGGAUGGGGAUCUGCUGGUCAAUAGGGAAGGAGUUCGGAUCGUCUCUAAUAGAGAAGUUGAAGUUCCAGCCCCUAUUCAAGCAGCAGACAAUCAGAUGAUUUUAGCAGACCUCUACGUGGUUAAAGUCAUUGGUAAAGGGAAUGGUGGGGUUGUGCAAUUGGUUCAGCACAAAUGGACUGGCCAGUUUUUUGCAUUGAAGAUUCUUAUAGAUUUUCAACCUUACAUUAUAAGUUGCAAUUUAAAGGUAAUCCAAAUGAAUAUUCAGGAGUCUAUCCGCAAGCAGAUUGCACAAGAAUUGAAAAUUAAUCAAUCAUCACAAUGUCCAUUUAUUGUUGUUUGUUACCGGUCCUUCUAUGAUAAUGGUUGCAUUUCAAUUAUCCUAGAGUACAUGGAUGGUGGGUCUUUAGCAGAUCUUCUGAGAAAAGUCAGAUCAAUUCCAGAGCCAUAUAUUUCUGCCAUGUGUAAGCAGGUGCUGCGUGGUUUGUUGUAUCUUCAUCAUGAAAAACACAUUAUUCACAGGGACUUCAAACCCUCAAACUUGUUAAUAAAUCACAGAGGAGAAAUUAAGAUAACUGACUUUGGCGUGAGUGCAAUAAAGGCAAACACCUCUGAACAGGCAAAUACUUUUGUUGGCACCUACAACUAUAUGUCGCCAGAGAGAAUACAAGGUCACAGCUAUAGCUACAAAAGUGACAUUUGGAGCUUGGGCUUAGUACUGCUGGAGUGUGCGACAGGUAAAUUCCCAUAUACACCACCAGAUCAAAGUGAAGGAUGGGAAAACUUUUUUGAGCUUAUGAGUGCUGUUGUUGACUUGCCGCCGCCUUGUGCACCUUCCGAUCAGUUUUCUCCAGAGUUCUGCUCAUUUAUUUCUGCAUGUGUUCAGAAAGAUCCUAAGAAAAGACUGUCAGCACAUGAUCUCCUAGCGCAUCCUUUCAUCAGCAUGUAUGAUGACUUGAAUAUUGACCUGUCCUCUUACUUCACUGAAGCAGGAUCUCCACUUGCAAACCUUCUAAAUCUAUCUGAAUGACCAGAUCAUGAGAUGAGUCAUCGCUCUCAGUGCUGCUUAUUCCAGGAUGGGGACUGCCUAGGUAUUGCGGACGAGAAGGUAAUACCGGAAAAUCAAAAGCUCUGCUGAAGGCUGUUGGUCACUUUUUUUCAGUAUUAGUUCCCUUGGUAGUGAGAGGGCUAUUCUGUAAUGGACAAAAUAUUGUUAAUGCUUGGAAUGUUGGAAUUUUUGACUACUUAGCUAACUAGUUACAUUUGAAGCAUGAUUAGAAAAAGCACACACAAAAAGAAAAAACCAUGGGUCUGAAAAAGUGAAAUUUCCCUAGAACUACUCUCAGUAAUCUGCUAUAGCAAAGCAUUUUGGCUCAGACCGGACGAAAUAUGAAGCCACGAUCAAUAUCAAUACGUAUUUUUUAUUUU
This is a messenger RNA of Fragaria vesca subsp. vesca, 1602 nucleotides long. RefSeq names its product mitogen-activated protein kinase kinase 2-like. The transcript has 10 exons. Gene Ontology annotation, biological process: protein phosphorylation. The record is from RefSeq and is a predicted model, not a curated record. Gene Ontology annotation, cellular component: cytoplasm. Gene Ontology annotation, molecular function: ATP binding; protein serine/threonine kinase activity. The coding region runs from base 86 to 1204 and encodes 372 amino acids. NCBI's taxonomy places the organism in Eukaryota, Viridiplantae, Streptophyta, Magnoliopsida, Rosales, Rosaceae.